Molecule: messenger RNA, 1647 nt
Organism: Paramecium octaurelia
Lineage: Eukaryota; Ciliophora; Oligohymenophorea; Peniculida; Parameciidae
Source: the annotation of a GenBank genome assembly
AAUUAAUGAAGCAAUCCUUUUAAAUCAAAUCUGACAUGUAUUUAUUAUUAUAUACUAUUUAGAUAACUUUGCUUUAAAAUUGUGUUCUUGGGGUCCAGUUCAGUUGGCAAAACCUCGAUCAUUAAGCGAUUCCUCAAAAACGAAUUUGCAAUGAAAUCGAUGAGCACUGUAGGAGUGGCAUGCGUAUUAAAUUUUGAUUACCCAAGGAAUCGAAAGUAAUUACUAUAAACAACCAAUAAGUAAAGGUGCAAUUGUGGGACACUGCAGGACAAGAGCGAUUCAGGUCCUUGACCAAGAAUUACUAUAGAGGUUGUGAUGCAGUGGUGAUUGUCUAUGACAUUUAAAACAUGAAAAGUUUCGAAUAGGUCAAUGGGUGGAUAGCUGAUUUCGAGGAGUAUCUUAUAUCAUGAUGCAAACUAGCAAAUGCGAAAGACCAGCAAUAAAGAUGUUGUUAGGAAAUAAAAUCGAUCUGAGUCGAGAAGUCGGAAUUGAGUUGGGUCAGCUCUUCGCCAGAAAACAGAAACUCUUAUUCCAAGAAGUAUCUGCAAAAGAGAAUAUCAACAUCGAAAAUGCCAUCAUUAAGCUAAUAGAAAUUUUGAUUCAAGCAAGAUAAAUCGAUUCUGGUGACAAAGUAGUUCGAAGGGGCUCUCUCGUCGAAGGCAAAUCCAACAAUGGAGACAUGUCCAACAGUGGGAUCAAAUCAAGCAGACCUGUAUCCUACAAGCCACCAGAAAAAGAUGCCUCCAUAUCCGAUAACUCUAAAUUGCAGGUUAUUAAAUCUGGGGGUGAAAGUUCACAAGAUGAAUCUCCUUAUACUUCUGGUCCUGUGCUACCACAGACAUCUCCACCCACGAUCAUUGUCACUCCACCAGAAGAUACUAAUGCUGUCAGUCAGGAUGAAAACAAUAUGUGGUUAGAUGUGUCUAAGAAAAAUAAAUUGAUGAAAAAGAAAUCUCAUUGCGUGAGCACUCUAGCUGUGCCUUUGAAAUUGGUUCAUCCCAGAGAUUCAGAAGUCAAUAGGGACGAAUAUCUUCUAAGACACAAUGUCAAUCAAGGGUGUUUCUGUUCAUGUUGAUUAUAUUAAAAAUCUCUAUUAAUUAAUUCAGAAAGAAAAAAGAUUUAAAAAAUUAUUUUAAAUAAAAUGCCAAAGGGACAGACAACAACUACACAAAAAGCUUAGAAGGCUGCUAAAAAUGCUAGAGUUGCAAAGAAGGUUAUUAGAGCCAGAACUCAUUUCCAAAAUAGAUUCCACACAGCCAAACCUUUGGCACUUGCAAGGAAACCUAGAUUCACCAGAUUGACCAGAUAAUUGAAACCCAUUACCAAAGGUUUGGAUUUCUAAAAUGUCCUCAAACAUCCUCUCAUUACAGAAAAGGACAUGAAGAAGAUGGAAGAUGAAAAUACCAUGGUCUUCUAUGUCAAUUAAAAAGCAACUAAACCAUAAAUUAAAAGAGCAUUCUCUAAGAUCUACGAAGUCAAAGUGAGAAAAGUCAACGUAAUAUUUACAUGCCUAUAUUCAGAUCUUAAAUACCUUCGGAGGCAAAAAGAAGGCAUACAUCAGAUUGGGAGGUGAAAACGACGCACUCAAUUUGGCCAACAAAAUCGGAAUCAUCUGAGUGACAAAGUCAUUUUAUUGCAUAGUAAAAU